AUGAAACGUGCGACGAGCGCAUCCGUUGCGGCCGCCGCGACGGCCGCCGCGACGCAGGUGCAUCAGAACAAGAUCCAGGAGCUGUUCGCUUCGGGAUCGAUGUUGUCGACGACGACAACAACAACCACGAGCGCGAGCGCGAUCGUCGGCAGCGCCGACGAGCAGCAGGACAAGCAGCAACAGAUCGGCACGUUGUCGCCGUGGCUCGAACCGAAAGGCUCGCCGAAAGUAAUCAGUCCCGGAGCUAAUGAUGACGGCGGCAACAACAAAACCAAAUCGACGAUGUCGCGGCUGCUGGCCGUCGAUUCCGACAACUAUAUGUUGCGCAAGGGGGUCGCGACGGCGACCACGACGACGAACAACAACGGCAGCGCCACGGCCACAACUUUGUCGUCGUCGUCGUCCUCGUCGUCGUCGUCGUCGUCAUCUUCCUCGUUGAACAAUUCCGCGAGCGUGCAACAGCUACGGCAGAUCCAAACUCUCGCCAACACGCCGUCGAUCCUCGCGACUUACGGCAACGGCGAUCAGGCUGCUGUCGGUCAACUGUACGACGUCGCCCGGGCGACGUACGUGUCGCCGAGGUGGUACGCCACUCAUAACAAUAAUAAUCACAACAACAACAACAACAACAAUCAAGCGACGAGACAGUAUCGAGAGGGAGCGGCGACGGUGACCUUGACAACGCAGCAGCAACUCGAAGAGCAAUCUCUGCAGCAGCUUCAAUCGCGCACGGCAACCGCGACGCUUGACGCAACGUCGACGGACGGGACCGAGAGCGAACUUGGGUUUGCGAGCAGCAGCAGCAGCCCCCCGCCACGGUUGCGGAAGUUGUCGGCGGGCUGCAGCUGCAGCAGCAGCCCGCGACGACGACGGCGACGUCGACGUCGACGACAGAGGGCGUCGACGCGAACUCGAUCGGUGGUGGUCGCGCUACGAACGGUGGCAGAAUUGCAACCACCCACGAAGGGUUAG
Messenger RNA from Pseudomyrmex gracilis, 972 nucleotides. RefSeq lists its product as uncharacterized. Bases 1 to 972 code for a protein of 323 amino acids. The transcript is spliced from 2 exons. The record is from RefSeq and is a predicted model, not a curated record. NCBI's taxonomy places the organism in Eukaryota, Metazoa, Arthropoda, Insecta, Hymenoptera, Formicidae.